GCUUACUCGGCCGGUAGUCGGCAGCCAGGGCGCGCGCUCCCUUCGCUCACGUAAACACCACAAAAAUAAACAAAUACGAUAAGCCCUGGCUGCAUACAACUCGCUCUUAAAAAAAAAAAACUCAAAAUCGAAUAUCGAACGAAGCACAACCCUAAGCUUUCGCGCCUUUUCGAACUGUCACUCAAGUGCAUUCAAAAGGAAUUGAAGCAAGACGAAGCAAUAAUAUCGUGUUAUUAGUUAUUUAAUAAACGAGUGUUUAAUUAUCAAUUAAUAAGCUCGUUUUUAACUGUGGUUCCGAGUUGUUGUUGUCGGUUUGAAGUUAUGUCAAGAGUGAUCUUCAAUUAAAUAAGUUCAAUUAUAGUGUUAAAUAAUUUGUUAUAAUUGAAUAAUAAAAUUGUUGUCGUUGAUUUUAACAACGAGGAAGGCAAUAACUGUUAAGUUUCGUGUUUUUGAAAUAAAAUUAAAAAAAUAUCGAUAAAGUAACCUACUGACCUAAUUAGAAUAGAAUUAGUGUUGUAAAUUAUAUUAAAAAAGCAAUUAAAUUCGUCAAUUUAAUAUAAAGUCUGUGAUUGAGUUCUAUUAACCCCUAAAGUGAUAAGGCCUAAGUGUUGGGGGCUCCUAAAGUGUUAGGUGCUUCUAAAAUAUUGGGGGCCUAAAGUGUUGGGGACCACGUUGGGGACAACUAAAGUGAAGAGUGGAAUUUGGAACGAAAAGGCGGUUAAUAAGCAUCAAAAUGGCGUUCGCGGCAGCUCGCAUGAUCCUCAAGGACAAGAGGCGAAAGGCAUCCAAAGAAGACUUCAGGGAUCCCAGAAACAGAAGCAAGGCUCGGAGCGCUAGCACCAGUAGCUUUAGGAGUGUAAGUCAGGCACGGAACAAACCAGCCGAUGGUGGUGGCCACGUCAACCAGAAGAACGCUGCAGGACAGAAAUCAACGACACCUUGUCAAAAAGGUGGCCCAAAAACCCCGGUAAAGCCGUCAGCACAGAAAGGAGCAGCGAAGACCGCGCCCCCGAAGCAGGCCGCAGCGGCAGCGGCAGUCAAAACUCCUCAGGGCAAGAAGAAGAAAGGGCAUAAGCAUCAGCAGUAUGAGCUCAUUGUUACCAUCAAUCUGUCUGAAUAUGGCCUCACGGAAGAACAAGUUGCAGAAUUCAAAGAAGCCUUCAUGCUGUUCGACAAGGAUGAGGAUGGCACAAUCACGAUGGCUGAGCUUGGAGUCGUCAUGAGAUCGCUUGGACAGAGACCUUCAGAGACGGAGCUUCGAGACAUGGUGAAGGAAGUAGACCAGGACGGCAACGGUACCAUCGAGUUCAAUGAGUUCCUCCAAAUGAUGUCCAAGAAGAUGCGUGGGGCUGAUGGGGAAGACGAACUGAGAGAGGCUUUCAGGGUAUUCGACAAGAACAACGACGGGCUGAUAUCGUCGGUGGAGCUGCGUCACGUGAUGACCAACCUGGGAGAGCGGCUCAGCGAAGAGGAGGUCGAUGACAUGAUCCGCGAGGCAGACCUCGAUGGUGACGGCAUGGUCAAUUACGAUGAGUUCGUGACAAUAUUGACGUCGAAAAACUAGUAUGCAGACCACAGGCCGAAGAGAGAACCUCCCGGAAGCCAGUGCCCAUACUCGUACCUCCAGCGGUACGGAGGGAAAGAAACUCUUAUCUAGUCCUAAAAAUAUAGACGUGUUGCUAAAGUGGAUCAUUUUAUAGAACGCGCUUGGUGGCAGUGUAUACGUACCCUUAUUUCAGUUUCCGCGCACAUUUCAGUACAGUGCGAUUUUUUUGUCGCACUUACGAUUAUUUUGUCGCAUUUGCGAUUAUUUUGUCGCAUUUGCGAUUAUUUUGUCGCACUUGCGAUUAUUUUGUCGCAGCAAUGUGAAUUUUAAUGUGUAGUACUGAUUAGUAAAAUUGGUGUGUGAUAGCUAUUUUGGUUUUAUACUGCUUCAAGUGUCAUAUUAUAAGGCCUUAAGAUAACAAGUCAUGUUGUACAAUAUUUAAAAAAUAAUAAUAAAACUAAACGAAUGGUUCGAAUAGAUUUUUUUAUAACAACGCAAAAAGGGCUAUCUUACGUUAAAAGACUAAAUAAAACACUGUAACUAUACCUAUGUAUUUUCGUAAAAAAAUGCAGUAAUUCAAUAUGUCCAUCCUUCAAUAGUAGUUAUUUGACACCACGUAACAUAUUGUUCCAUGUUUGACAAGAACUUUUAAAUAUUAUGGAGUUGUAUAAACAACAAUUCGUAAGAGACAAAUUCAUUGAAGAAGUUACUUUAUGCUAAGGGUAGAUCCAAGUCGGACAGUCUCUAACGGAAUUAAAUAGUUUUGCAGUUUUAUCGAUCUCCUCACUAUUUUUCUUUUUGGGAAUUUGGACUACCUUUAAUAUUCACGUGACCAAUAAACUCUAUCAAAGUAUUUUUCUCUACUCAUCAAAAAAUUAGUAGAUAGCCCUUUUACAAAAUGUUUAGAUCUACGAAACAGUUAAUAAAAGAUACGAUUGAAUCGCUCAUUAAUCGGCAUUACUGCCGUAAAUCUUGGUGAUUGCUGAUUAAUAACUUAAUAGCAUCGGGCCAUGGAGAACAAAAUGACUAGCGGAGAUAUCAUAACGCAAAAUCUCUAAAGAAAGUAGCGAGACAAAAGGCGAGUGUUCGGGAGACGAGGAACGUUACUAGGUCCGACUUUAUACACCUUCUAUGGUACCAGAUAAUUAUUAUCAAUCAAUUAAGACCAAUCUCUGACAGUUUGGUUUUGAUUUGACAAAGAACCCGAACGUCUCGUUAUUAAUAGCAACUGUUCACGCCUACUGUUCAUUUUGCUUUCAGUUACUUGACCUACAAAAAUACAUCUGAACCUUCCUUAUGGCAUCUCCGCUAUAUUUCCUUCAUCCGUGCAACGGGCCAAAAUAAUACCGCAUUUGGUCAUUUUUUACUAUAGCAAAAUACUUAAUGAUAGCAUUUUGAACUAAAAUAAUAAAUACAUAUAGUCUUUAUUCGAACAAAGACUUUGCAAGUUCCGUUCUAACAUGUUAACUAUGUGUAAGUAAUUGAAGAAAAUAAAAUAAUAGUAAUUGAUAUAAAUAAUAUGCUUAAAAAGUGCUUUGAUGUGCAUUAACAGUUUUGUAAUAAAUUAACGACAGAAUAACAUUGUAUUUUUUUUUGUAAAUUAAUUCAUCAUUUUUGUAACUUACGGAAAGCAGGGUUCACUGCGUUUUACUUUUAUACAAAAAAUAAUUUCUUUUGCAAAUGAUAAUUGCUUUUCAUAACCGUAAAAUAAUAUACCUAUAAUAACUAUUACAAUAAAAUUUAAAUUUUAAGGAUUCAUUACACGUUUUAAAUGUAAUAUACGUCGUCUCAGUGUUAUGCUUUUGUGAUUAGUGUAAUGAUUCUUUAAAUAAGUUCAUAACCCUUAAGAGUACCAGCAGACUGCAAACUUUUAGUCGGCCGAUAGAUUGUUUGGGCCCAUACAUAAGUAUGAAGAUGAAUGGAAGUGCGCACGUUAUAAAGACCAGGUAUUUAGCCGGUAUCAGACCGACUGAAAAAUUUGGUUGGAAUAAAGAUUUUCUUUAAAAAUAUUUUUCCAACCAUCGGGCAACUUUCGGCCGACUUUUAGUCUGCAGUGUGCGGGUAUCCAAAUAUACCUACAUAUUAGAAGCAAAUAGUCAAAAUAGGUGAACUAACAACAUAAAAAUUAAAGAGAAUAAAAAAUAGUUAUUAUUAUAACAUGUUCGGUUGUGUCAACAUUUUUUGUAAAAACAGUAAAAUGAUAGAAGUUUCUAGAAUCGUACGUAUACACGUUGUAUGAAUUUGUGUAGGUAAAAUUAGAAAAAAAAAAUAUGUGUAAUGUCUACUGAAAGGUUUCCGUUAGUCUUCCAAAAUGUGGAGUGACUGAAUGAGCCAAAUGUUACCAGAGUUCAUUAAUAUUACGAGGAAUCGAAAAAAAAAAUAUUUAUAGUACUAGCGAAGUAAUGCUAAGGUGAUUUUAUUUAAUUGUAAAAUUAAUUAAAAAGGAGGAAUUUUACCAAAAUCAAGCGAAAAGGGUACUUAUAUAAUAUAACGAAAUAGUAAAAAUUUCUACAUUUUGCUAAGCUCUUAAAGACUAUAAUAAAAUUUUAAUGGAAACGUUUAGGAGUGUAAGAUCAUCCUACCAUGCAAUGUUUUAUUUUAUUUGAAUAUUAUAUUUAGAGAGAAGCGAAAGAUUUCACGUUAAAUCCAAUAAUUGGUUGAUUUUUAUUAAAAAUUGUUGCUUAAAAGUUAUUUUGUGAUUAAUAAGUUGUAAAGAUUUUGUAACUAGGUAUGAUUACUUAAACAUUUUUGUUUAGUUAAUUUUAGCUUUUAUUUACAACUCUAAAAAAUAUUUAUGUCAUACAAAAUUAAAAAUACAUGAUUAUAUACAGAAACGUUACAGUUGUUCACUAUAUUUAUACCAAAAGAUACGUUAGAAAUAAUCUAAGUAUUUAUUUGAUUAUUAAAAGCAUUUUAUGACAAUAAAAUUACUUAAUUUUAAAAUAGGUCAAAUUUUAACUUAUAGAGAAAUAAUAUUUUAAAACCAAAGUAUAUUUAAAAUGAAAAGGAAAUCGUUUUAUUUAUCACAUAAUAUUUUAAAUUGUAAUAAUAGUACAAAAUUAUUUAUCAAUUAUAUUAAAUGACAAUUAUUGAAUUAAAUUCAACAAAGUUUUAUGUCGAAAUAAAAAUAUUUAUUUCAUAUUUUAUUAUAUCAUGUACGAUAUGAAACAUGACAUAUAAAUAUAUAUGGCAUAUAAAAUAAUAUAUGAAUAUGAGUAGAUUUGGUAACGCAUUGUGUUAAAGUAAUGGUAACUAUUGUAAACCAACGUAGAAAUCAAUAGCAUAAAUGAAAUUAUAUUAGAAUGUUCCCAUAAUAAUAUAAUAUUAUUACAUUAAUGAAUAAACAAAACUAAUUGGGCUGAAUAUUAAUAAAUAGGUGUCAUUGUCAUUUUAAUUAAAUUUUAUAAUUACUUUAUUUUUUUUUAUUAUUCCGACAAUCACAAUCACGUAUUAUAAGAUUAAAAUAAUAUACACAUGCUUAAAAUUAAAAUGCCAGAUAUGUAUAGAAUAAAAUCCAUUUUAAUUAUUAUAAUUUUUAAAUAAUUAUGUGUGCUGCUUAUUUUAAUAUUUAAAACUUUCGAAUUCGGUUUAUAAAUAUUUUAAUAAUCCGAAUGUAUUUUCUUUGCAAAUAUUAUAAGUAACAUUUUCAGUUAUUUUGUUCAUUUUAAAGCCUAAUAAUUAAUUAUAUUUUUAAAAAGACCUCGAAAUUCAUCACGACUGGGUCGAAAUCAGUUGAAUUUUAAUACAUUUAUGUAUAAAUCAAUAUUGAAUGUAUAAAAGUUAUGUAUGUAAUGUACCUAUAUGCAAGUUAGAUAUUUGAUGUAAUUAGAUCAAUAUACAAGCUUCGUAUGAAACAAGAAGAGUUUUAAUAAAAUUGAUAUGUGAA
Molecule: messenger RNA, 5432 nt
Organism: Helicoverpa armigera (cotton bollworm)
Lineage: Eukaryota; Metazoa; Arthropoda; Insecta; Lepidoptera; Noctuidae
Product: calmodulin-A
Exons: 10
Coding region: 734-1564 (276 amino acids)
Cellular component (GO): myosin II complex
Molecular function (GO): calcium ion binding
Source: RefSeq, a predicted model, not a curated record